GCGCCGUGGCCAAGCAACUGCGCGCGUAGCCAUGCCCUGUUAGUUUUGCUGAGGGGACGAAACUACUGCAAGACGUCAGUUGCAGCACUGCUGCAAGUUCUAGCACGCGUGCGCCCGAAAUAGAGUACGGAGAGCAUUGCACUGCUGAGCACGGUGAUGCGUGCGCUCUUCCUGCUGUGCUGCGGAGCUGCCGCGAGCGCAGCGGUCACCGAACCGCGCGUCCUCCUCAAACUCAGCCCGCUCAUCGGCGGCCCGAAGCUGCUCCGCGUCCACAGCCAGUUAUUCGUCGACUCGGGCGCGGGCAUUGACGGCUGGGACUUCGUACCAAAGGACGCGACGGCACCUGCCACCCUCGCGCGGCUCCUGACGCUGCGCGCGGCGCCCGGCGACGCUAGGCGUCUCGUGGCGAAUGAUGGUGUAGGCAUGUACGACGUCGGCGCGGCGGCCGCGGCAUCAUCAGACGCCAUCGACGCCGCCCUCGCCGAGCGGCCGACGGACCUGCAUCUCAUUUCGAACAACUGCUGGAGCCACACGAUCGACGCCGCGGCCGCGGCGCUCGGCACGGACCGAGGCGGGGCCGUUCGAGCGCUCGUCGGCGCCGUGCUAAGGCGGCGACCCUGGCGGCCAGUAGCGCGACCGCCGAUUGAGCGCGAUUCCGUCGCGGAAGCGCUCGCCGCGGAAAAGUCGAAACGCUACGGGACCUCGCUGGCGGGACUUUUCUCCGAAGAGGACCGUGCUCGCGCCGGGGCAUCGAUCAAAGCGGCGCUCGCCGACGAGGCCGAGCCCCCCGGUUAAGCGUUUCUAGAGAAUCA
Messenger RNA from Pelagomonas calceolata, 812 nucleotides. The record is from the annotation of a GenBank genome assembly. Lineage: Eukaryota; Pelagophyceae; Pelagomonadales; Pelagomonadaceae.